Salvelinus sp. IW2-2015 is the source of this 2241-nucleotide messenger RNA. Lineage: Eukaryota; Metazoa; Chordata; Actinopteri; Salmoniformes; Salmonidae. The record is from RefSeq and is a predicted model, not a curated record.
CAGGAUGCUUUGCUUGCGGAAUGGAGAAUGGGUUUAGAGUGUACAACACAGAUCCACUCAAAGAGAAAGAAAAACAAGCAUUGCUUGCAGUAAAUCGAGGCCAUUCUGCUGCACACAGGGACACAGCAUUGUGACAGCGAGAGCCAAGGUACUUCCUUCCUGCUCCUGCUGUGUGUGAGAUGAGAUGGAUCUGUCUGUCUGUGGCUGGGUUGGUGCUCUGGUUGGAUGAGGAGGGCUAUAUGAGGAAGUUAAUCAUUCCGCCACUGAGCCCUGCACAUGUGACUCCUCACAUGACCUGUCCAAAGUCACAAUAGGAAAUUACUCACUGUCUUUAGUACUGUAGGGAAAGGAUUAGCCUAUAGUAUAGGCCAGGGAUGGCCUAACCUGGUUCUGGAGGGUUGCUGCAGGGUGUGCAGGCUUUUGUUGAUAUGGGUCUAAAUAACACCAGGACUACAGUCAUUUUUAUUACAGUGAUGCAUCAUGCAUGCUGGAAAGGUUUGCUUUAAUAUGCAGAUGGAGUGAGGAGUUGUUUGCUAUUUAGUAAAACUUUGAGAUAUUAAAACUAUUUAAAUUCUUAUCAGGGACGGAUCUUUCUAGUAACAUUUAUAGAUCUUAUUGGAAUAAUGGUUUGGAUAAUUGUGGUGGUUUUUGAGGCGACACCCUUGAUUCUCAUUGGCUCAGUUUACUCGCCACCCACCAGAUUGACAGCUUAAUGGCCAAUGAGGUGAUUGUAUGUGUCUUCCAGAGUUCAUGGAGGGCGGGGUCGGGCAUGUGGAGAUGCUGUUCAGGUGUAACUACCUAGCGCUGGUUGGAGGAGGGAAAAAGCCAAAAUACCCACCUAACAAAGUGAUGAUCUGGGAUGACCUGAAGAAAAAGACGGUUAUAGAAAUUGAGUUCUCCACUGAAGUCAAAGCAGUGAAGCUUCGAAGGGACAGGAUCGUGGUGGUCCUGGACUCUAUGAUCAAAGUGUUCACGUUCACCCACAACCCUCAUCAGCUGCAUGUGUUUGAGACCUGCUAUAACCCCAAAGGUCUGUGUGUGCUCUGUCCCAAUAGUAACAACUCUCUGCUGGCGUUCCCGGGGACCCACUCUGGGCACGUGCAGAUCGUAGACCUUGCCAACACAGAGAAGCCUCCAGUGGACAUCCCCGCCCACGAGGGGGCGCUGUGCUGCAUCGCCCUCAACCUGCAGGGAACCAGGAUAGCCACUGCCUCCGAGAAAGGGACCCUGAUCAGAAUAUUUGACACCAUGGCAGGCCACCUGAUUCAGGAGUUGAGGCGAGGGUCACAGGCUGCUAACAUCUACUGCAUCAAUUUCAACCAGGAUGCGUCCCUCAUCUGUGUGUCUAGUGACCACGGUACAGUCCACAUAUUCGCUGCAGAGGACCCCAAGAGAAACAAACAGUCCAGCUUAGCCUCGGCCAGUUUCCUUCCUAAGUACUUCAGCUCCAAGUGGAGCUUCUCCAAGUUCCAGGUUCCAUCAAACUCGCCGUGUGUGUGUGCCUUCGGAACAGAACCCAACUCUGUCAUAGCCAUUUGUGCUGAUGGCAGCUACUACAAGUUCCUGUUCAAUCAGAAGGGGGAGUGUUCCCGAGACGUCUACGCACAGUUCCUGGAGAUGACAGACGAGAAGAUCUGACCUUUCACCCUACCACCUCCUGCAAACGGACAGACGUGUACAUGGCGGAUGGGUUUAUUUUCUGGAGCAGGAGGACGAGGGGGGAUGGACAGAAGGAGGAAAAGGAGGAGGAGAUGAUGUCUCUGCUCACCCAGUGCUGAUGGACUCUACAUGGAGGAGCGUCAGAGGGAAGGUGAGAGAGACACCAUCUCGGAAACAACAGAGGAAUGAAAGAUGGACCGAGAGAAAUCAGGACUGAGUGCCCUCUGACAACCUACUUAAAGACUCCCUGUACAACUACAGAAAGACAGGGGGACGAGAACACUCUAACYGAUGUCACCUGGGCCUCCUUGUCCUGCUAGUCCGAGGACGAAAGAGGGAGACUUUCUUUUUAAAGAUGUCUUCCGUGAAAUGUACGAUGAUCAGGCGGUUAUUUUUUAAAGGUGUAUAGCGUUGAUUCUAAUAGGUAGAUGCAUAGAAAACAAAUAUUGUCAACUAACACCACCUAAUCUAACUAUAGGGAGUGCCUCUGAGCUGAAUCGAGAGUGGAGUGUGUGUAUAUACUCACAUAUAUACAGAGUGCAUUCAGAAAGUUUUCAGACCCCUUCACUUUUUCUAUAUCUU